AGUUGUAAGAAGUGACUAGACGUCUUUGAGUCUUUCUUUAUUUUAUUCUUUAGGGUUAUAAUAUAUGUUCUGUUAUUGGCCGAAAGGCAAUAUAUUGCUGAAACAAUUACUCCAAGAGAGGUAAGUACCCCUUUUGUUUUGUUUUUUAUUCAUACAAAGGUAUGCAAAUGUAGAUGUUUCUUAAUUAUAGUCAAAGACUUCAUUUCAAGAAGAAAAAGAACAGUCACAAUUUAAUUUUUGGAAAUGUGUGUAGACAUGUGAUUUAUAUAUAACAUCACCUCGGAUGAGUCUAUAAAAGUGAUAAUCUUGAUUAAUUUAAAUUAUUUAGAAAUAUUGUGAUAUAAAUAAAUAAAUCUUAAUUUCAUAGAAUAUAAUAGAAUGAUUUUUUAUUCAAUAUUGAUUAUUACAUAAGGUACGUUGGGGUAAUACCGGACGGAUUUUCGAAUAGUUGGAAGAGUCUGCCAAAAACUUUAAUUUCUCGACAUUCGUAUACGUCAGAUUUAUGGAACAUGGAGCAAACUGUUAAUCGUUAAACGUAGUUUAGCUCUGAGAAUCUUUUGCUUGUGUAAACUCAAUGGUUUCUGCUUUAAAGGUGUGCGAAAACUAGACAUACUUUUUUAUAUGCAUAAUGAAAAAUUGGCCAUUAAGGGGUAAGACCGGACUUAAAUUUAAAACCACUUCUACUGCUUAGAGAAAAAAGUUUAUAAAAGAGAUUUGUCCUAUCUUUAACGCUAAAAAACAUAUUUCAAUAUGAUCUAUAAAUUACUAGAAACAUAAAUGUUCCAAACGAUUUUCUCUUUUUUUGUUUCUUGCCAUCCGAUCUUAUCCCUGAUAUAAAGAAAUUGUAAUUUUAUGUUUCUCAAACUUUGUUAUGACAUAAGAUGGAAUUACUCAAUAUAAGAGAAAGAUCGGAUGCAUUUGAUUUUAUAUGGGAAAAAAAAUAACAGUAAGGACUGGCGAAAUGCCCUGGGAUAAUGCAGGAGUUAAGGAAGAUAUAAAUAGUUUAACAAAGCAGCAUUUAUUAUUAUAAAUUAUUUUUUAAAUAAUUAUUAUAAAUUACAUUUUGAUUUGUAAUAGAGGAUAGAUAUAGAUGUCUAUGGGCCGCAGCAAUCACUUAACAUCAGGUGGACUGUGUGCUCCUUUGUCACCCUUAUCCUAUAAAAAAAAUAUUAUUUUAAUGUGUACUUAAAAGUAAUAAAACCAUCGUAUUGUUUUAUUACUUUUAAAUAUACAGACUUGCUAACGAGACUGAGUCCCAUAGUCACUUGAGUAAUCAACGAAAAAAUAUACACGACCAAUGAAAGUUUAACAACCACUGCCAUAUUUGUAACAGGCAAAGAUCGGAUAAUAUUCAUCCGAUCUUCACUCACGAGGGGAAACAUCGGAUCUCGGCCUACAGAGAUCUUACCCUUGCAUGGACCAGCUUUAUUUAGCUAUAACUUCAUAAAAAUUAGUAUCCACACAAAAUAAUAACAAAAGAAGCCAUAUUCUCGCUAAAAAUCGUAAAUAAAAGUUAUAGGGAAAGAUCGGAUGGACAAAAAUAAUACAAAAAUUACAUUGUUUUAUAAAAUGCCACGCAGCACAGGUCCCACUUGCCGGAGUGACUGGCGCGAACUGAGGGUCGGGGCAGGAUGAAAUGGCGUCGUGUAGCAUAUUGUUAGCUUUUCAAAAUAUAGCAUAAUUCGCCGGGAAUUUGAAUCCUACGGUCUUGCCCCAUCACCGAUCUUACCCCAACGUACCUUAAUACUUAUUGAAAGUCAUUUUUUAUCUACAUUUUUUGUUUUAGAUACCUGAAGGUGCUUUAAUACUCGUAUGUUUUGCUUGUUGGGUACAUACCUGGCGUACAAUACAACAACAAGGAAUCAUAGCAGCUUCUACUGUUGUUAUGAAUAUGAAUGUAUGUGUAUGGUGCCGAUGGUCUCUUGCCCAUACACACAGCCACUCCAUACAUGAAGGACCUGAACGGACCAUAAUAACAGAAAUAAUAUAUCCAAGAGAGAUUCCACCAGGAGGACUGGUUUUCUAUGCUUGUUGGGUAGCAACAUGUAAAAAUGUGGAGCAUGCUAUAAGGAUUGAGGAUAAUCGGCAAACUCCAACCCCAUCUAGCCUUCACCAAGACUAAUGUAUGCAUGGUGUAGAAUGUCUCUACACCGAAAGCUAAAACACAUUGCUCGUGGUCCUGUAAGAGAUAAACUUGCAGCAAGAAUUUACCCAAAUCAGUUACCAGAAUAUGUGCUUAUUUGUUCCAACUGUUGGACACAUGCACAGGAAAAUAUAGGAAUAGAGCAAGAAGUUGUGCAACAAAUUGAUAUGCAGCCACCAAGUGCAUCAAUAACACUUGAUGGUUUUACACACACAACGCAGACAAGUGCUCAUUGUUUUGUGCCGGCUUGUAACAAUGUAGAACGAAAUAGAGUGCCGGAAUACUUAAGAAAAAUUAUAUAUAUUUUAUUAUUAUUUUUAUAAUAUAUAAUCAAUCACACAAUAAAUGAUUUAAUUAG
Molecule: messenger RNA, 2501 nt
Organism: Parnassius mnemosyne (clouded apollo)
Lineage: Eukaryota; Metazoa; Arthropoda; Insecta; Lepidoptera; Papilionidae
Source: the annotation of a GenBank genome assembly